Messenger RNA from Acanthocheilonema viteae, 1560 nucleotides. Lineage: Eukaryota; Metazoa; Nematoda; Chromadorea; Rhabditida; Onchocercidae. The record is from the annotation of a GenBank genome assembly.
AUGAUGUUGAUUUCUUUGAUCCUGUGGCUUUCACGUUUAGAUAUUUCGACGAGUUUGUGGAAUCUUUCGGCUGUGCCAUGGUAUUGUGAUCGAAAUUGCUAUAAUACAAUAAGUAAGAGAAAGAUUAGCAAUGCUGGAUGUCUGGAACGUGGAAAAAGUUGUUUACGCUGGGAUGAAGUAAAUUCAACUUUUCAAUCGACCGAUUUUAGUCGUCAUUUUGGUCCAUCCAUUAGAUAUGCUUCAACUACAUUGUCAACUGGAAUGCAUUCAUUAGAAAAUUAUUGCCGUAAUCCGGAUGACUGGCAUAUGGGACCAUGGUGUUUUGUAAUGGCUGAAUCUCGGAUUCGACGUGAGGCAUGUUUCAAGCAGUGUGAGGCGUACAAUCAUCCGGAAUUUUGUCUUGCAAAAAUGUUUUUUCCAUACAUGUUGCAUCAUUCGUUGUCAUUAUUCAAUGGUGCGCCAAAAGUUGAAACAAAUAGUGAAUCUGUUAAAGAUUUGAGCGACAUCAUCGACGUGCUAAAUAUCGUGCGUAUCGAUUCCCAAAUUAGGCCAAUGUUCAUUCCAACCUAUUUCAACGAUUACGUCCGAAAUUAUCCUGGCGAUAUUUCUACACGCCUACGCUGCUACCAAACAGGACCACAAACACGAAUCGCUGGUCCAUGGACAUAUUCAGAUAUCGAUGAUCCAUUUCCAGAACGACGAUAUUGGCUAUCUGACUUGUUCGAUGACGUCGGUGCUGAUGACAUGGAUCGUGAACGGGCAUUUCGAGGUGAUGGCGGACCACACUUCACACGUUGGAGGCCAUGUUUUUUGGCAUGUGAAGAUAACAAUAUACCUUGCUGGCCGGUUGCGCAAGUGAGCCCUACACGUCGACGCUUUCCAUAUUAUGGACCUCGAGAUUACAACAUCCAUGGCGAUCGUUGCGUAUCACCUUUUUUUGCCUAUGAAAUUCUCUUACAUCGAAAAAAGAUGACGAAAUUGACAAAACAUGACAAAAUAUAUUUGGAAAUAUUUCGUAAUGACAUAUUAUACGACAAAAACAACAAGCCAAGGAUACGAAAUGUUUUUGCUCAUUCAAAAGGUCGCUUAAUGGUUAGCAACCGUUGCUUUACCCUUGGUGAUUUUCUACGUGGUAUGGACAAAAGAGCUCGUACUGAUAUGGCCGAACAAUAUCCGCUCUAUCAUUAUAUAUUUAGAAUUGGGGCUGGUUGUUUCAUUGAGGUGGAAUAUCGAAAAAAGGUAAAAUAUCAAGCAUGCUUUACUGAUUGUCGAUGUAAUCGAACAUUACAUGAACCGGCGAUCUUUGAAGAAAAUCGUUGUGGCUUGGAAGGGAAAUGUGGCGGAACUAAAACUGUUGAGGAGGAUGAUGAUUAUAGUGAACAUUUGGAUAUAUUAAAAAAUAUUACUGGCAUCGGUGAAGUAAAACCUUCAAGAAAUAUGAUAUUUGCUUCAUUAUUAUUGAUAGGCAUUGCUUUAUCAUGUUUUGUUAUCGGGAUAGAUCAUCAUUAUCUGCAAUUUAUCACCGAGCAGAUUCCAGGCUUAUUUAUGGGACAUUUAUGA